UCGAGGUCAGCCCGAUGUUUACACUGUUGUCCCGCGCGCUUCAAACUAUUCUAAUAUAUCCUAUCAGGAAAUGCAAUUUUGUAAAUAUGUCUUCGACAGGCUACUCUUCAAAUGGUGAUUUAUGGAAAUAUAUUUACAUUGGCUGUCCGGAUCUACCAGUGUACCUAAAAAGGACACGUCAAAGCGAAAUCGAAAAUGAAAGUUCAAGAGUAGGCGUGUCAACUUUUUUUAAAACUGGUUCAAUAUUGCUGUUUCCAAACAAUGAACAGUGUGACAACUCUACCAAGUUUUAUUUACAUUCAGCAUGUGAAUCCUAUGAACUUUACAGAAAGUUAAAUUUACAGAAAUCCCUUUCUGUUGCACACAGUUUGAUGUUCACCUCAUUUUCAGAAAAUGAAAACUGUCUCAAGCAUGGUGUAUUUGUCAACUGCCUUUCAGGGAAAGAGGAAAAUGAAUUGAAAGAUAUAGUUAUGAAGCAAUGCAAGGAAAAUCCAAAUAUCAGAAUAUACGAACUUGUAGCAAAUGUCAAAUCCAACUGUCUCACAUUGAAAAAAGUGCCUGACGAUGUUGAAAGUAUCGGUGAUGGUGAUGAAGAAAGAACAUUUGAAUUGGUUGAUAGGAAAGAUUUGCAAAGAGAUAUAGAAGGAAAUGUACCUAUUUAUGAGUCUCCAAUAUUUAGACAACAAAACUUAACACCAGUUUACCAUGACUUUCUGCGAUCAAAGUCAAUACUUCAAAUGCUUAAAUCGACCACAGAGGUUGAAGAGUUAUUGAAGAUUGCAGACCAUCAUGUUAUACAGUCGAAGGUCACCGAAGCAGAGCAAGAUCUGAAGUUUCCAUUCAUUGUUGUCGAAGGAAUGGAUGCAACGGGAAAGACGACAUUAACUGAAACAAUAGAGAAAAAGAUGGGUGCAGCCCGAUACUUUACCCCACCACCCCAGAUCCUGCAGCUCCGAUCUCAUUUCGACCAAUACCCGGAAAUAGUUAGACGGGCGUACUACAGUGUGGGCAACUACAUCGUGGCUAUGGAUAUCAUUAAGACGUGUCAGACCCGGCCUGUCAUCAUGGACAGGUUUUGGCACAGCACAGCAGCUUACGGCAUUGCAAACGAGUCCAGCAGUGGAGACUUACCGAGGGCAGACCACUCCGUGUACACGUGGCCGAGUGACCUGCUAAAACCAUCCCUAGUCCUGUUCCUGUCGGUAUCAGAGGAGGUGAGACAACAGCGCAUGGCCGGACGUAGACUCGUGGAGACAUUCGAGGAAAAGAGUCUUGAUCGGGAUCAGCUAUUCCGACAGAGAUUGUGUGAUGCUUACAGGCUUAUGAGCAACCCUUCUGUCGUGGAAAUAGACGCUAGCGGGACUAUAGAGGAAGUUAGGGACGCGGCUAUAGAUGUUUUACAGAAACGUGGUAUUAGCUUGCAAUCUGAGCCGAAGUGAAAACUGUAGAAUUUGAGAGCAUUGUGUCUUUCAAUGGGAUUUUAAGCUUGUGAGUUAUUGUGAUAUGCUUGGCUUUGGGAAGUAACCACACUUAACCAGUCUAUGACGUAUUCUAGUGGAUUCAUAAAACAACUUUCUGUUGUUAGUUGACAUUUAACACUUUUUAAUAUUUUUGUUUUAUUUUUGUUUUACAAUGACAUGGGUUUUGACAAGAUGCUUACAAUAUUUUGGGUGAUUUUAAGUUCAUGUGUUUUUACUUCUUUGAUGUUAUUUUCUGUAAAUGUUUGUUUUGAUAUUUUAAGCGUUUGUUAUGGGAAAGUAGCCUUUGUUUUAUACUUCACUGCAGUUUUGAGUGUUUUUUGUCUUGGAUUUUCAUGUUAAAAUGCGCGACUACCAAAUAUAGAUUGCUGCAAAAGCAUUUUUUUUUUAAAUGCAUUAUCAUGUUACCUCAUUUGACAUUAAUGAUAAAAACAAAACAAAAAAUGCAUAUAAUGAUAAACUUGGCCACAAAUUCACAGUUAUUUAAGGACCUAAAUCUGCCAAUGUUUUUUUUUUUUCUGUACUCUACAAAUGAUACGUUUUUUGUUUUUUUUCAUGAAAGUCAAAUGAGUUAAACAUAAUAAUGCAUUGAAAUUAAAAAAAAAAAAUAUAUAUUUAUUUGCAUCAACCUAUCUUGUGGUAUCUUUUUAAAGUAUACUUUUUUACCUGGUUUGUAUUGUAACUGUUUAUAUAUUAAAGACAUUAUUUGCAAAAAAAAUCUGUAACUUUAUUGUCAUAGGCUACUCUACAUUAAAGUAUGAGGCCAAGAAAUAUUUAUCUUUAGUUGCUCAGAAAUUAUUUUAUUUUAAAUUGUGAGGGGUGCAGGGGAUUUAUGUUUUUUAAGAAAUAUUUUAAUUUUUAAAGCUGAAGUCAUUUAUGUAUUUAAAGUAUGUUAAUAUAACACAAACUAAACACAUAUAGGUGUUGAACAAAACAAAAUAUGUAUGUUUUACAUAGUUAUCUUGAAUUUUAUAAGAUUGAUCUCAUAAUCAUUUGUUUUAAAUAUUCUUUCAUAAAAUCAUACCGAGUGUUUGGGCUCAAGAAAGUAUAAAAAUACAUUCUGUGGAAUAAAGUAAAUGAGACUGCCUAGAAACAUAACUUAUUAAUUUGGCCUUAUUAUGAUUAUAACUUUAGUUCUAUUUUCUUAUUAAGACUGUCAAAAAUGUAAUUCAUAAUUAUCUAGUCGUUUCUGCAUGGUUUGAAAAUCAUUUAAAUUUAUAUUUUUAUUAACUCCGUUUAAAAGCUGACUUUUAGAAAAAAGAUUGAAACUAAGGAAUCGGUUGUUAGUUCUUUUUUCUGUUGGAUUGAAAUCUUGUGUCUAACAAUAACGCAUUCACUCAGUCACUUUUCAUUUUGCUCAUGGUAGGAAAUGUUUUUAUUGAAGAGGUUACUAUAAUCUACUUUUAAUUGCCUCAGAAAUAUAAAUGGUUGUAUUUGUUUUAAAAAUAUUUAUUAAGUAAUGGUUGUUAGUAUGUCCUUAAAAAAUUAAUUGCUUGAUACCAUGCAGUCGCAUUUCAUUUAUUUUGUUUGAGUACAUAUGAACAACCUUUGAAAAUGUAGUGGUCUACAUACCAUUGUGUAAACUAACCAUUAAGUGGGCCAGCCACUGUUUAUAUCUACCAGUUCACCUGAUUAUAAUCUUUUACAGCUGACUGCCAAUUUACUGAAAUACAUGUAUUGGCAAAUUUGAAGUAUGGUAUACUGCCCAUUCAUUGGACAAAAAAAUAUGUUGAUCACUAAUACUGCAUAUUGUAACACUGAAUAUUGGAUAAUGCUUUGGUGUCUGUAAUAUUUGUUAUUUUCUAUAGUUUGAUAACAAUCAAUAACUAGUCCAUUGAUGUAAAACGCAGAAGACAUAUGUAUAUAUAGUAAUGCAGAUGAGAUUGGCAAAUAAGUGUAUUAAGAAAUGCAGGUAACAUGCACGUUGAAGGUAUUGUAAAAGGCAGAUAACAUAUACUAUGUAUUGUUCUUAAAUUCAGUACUUAAUAAAUCAAAUUUUAUUAUUCAUUAAAGAACUCUACAUUGAGACACUUGCAAAGAUUUCUCAGUGACAUCAAUGCUAUGCAUAAGCAUAUUUAUCUCUUGUAUAUUUAUAAUACUACAUUUUUACUAUGCAUAUACAUGUACUGUUUUGAUGAUGUUGUUUUUGUUACUUUCAUAAUAUUACCUGUAGCUAGUAUUUGUUGUAAUAUACAUGUUUUUAUACCAUAAUACAUAAUCAAGAAUAUAGUACAAUUGGUCUAUUUUUUCCCUACAACAUUAAAGGGACCAGACACCAGAUGAUACAAAUGCAAGAAAAAAAGAAAAUUGUCAAAAACGUACAUAAAAUUGACAUUGUUGUAUAUAAAACAUUGAAUUUUACUAACUGAUUUAUCAUAUUGCUUACAACACAAGUAGCUUUUUCAGUUUUUACGUAUUUUUUCCAAUUCGAAAUUUACUGGGUCUGUCUACCAUGUAAAUCCCAAUUAAUUUAAAAACAGUGUCAGUAUGUGUAUCUGUACUAAUCAUGUGAUUUUCACAUGCUAAAUGUACACACUAUAAACUGGUAAACCAGUAUGCGCUAUUUAAAACAGGUUAACUCAGCUGAGACAGCAACAAAAUACUCAUAUAAUCAUAUAAAAUGAUGUAUGAUCGGCCUCAUACUAGCUCAUAUUGACAAAUCUUGGCUCGUCUUGUGGAAAUAAUGUAUUUGCCGAUUUUGGGACAAUCUGGUGUCUAGCCCCUUUAAAGGGAUACCCUUUCGGGAUUAAUUUUCAUUUCAAGUUCAUUUCAUUUUAUGCAUCCCUUUUGUUUGUUUUAGGGCCAGGCUUCAUCGGAAGCUGGUUUAAACUUAUUUACUUUUACAAUGAUUGUGAAACAAGUUAUUGCAACUUAUAUUAAUUACUCUUCAUUUGCACAAUGUUGUGUGAAAGUGUGGUCUUGUGUUGUGGGGGAAACCAGAGCGCCAGGAGAAAACCCACUUGUCUUACUUAUGGUGACCACAAACCAAACUCGCAUGCAGCCAAGCCGGAAAUUGAAUCUGGGUGACUUAGAUAAGAAGGAAGUGCACUUACCACUGAGCUAACCGGACAACCCAUCUGAAGUUAAAAUAUGAAAUCUUUAAUUCAUAAAUAUUUGAAAAUGUAGCAAAAGUAAGGUAGUAAUUUUGUGGUUUUGAAUUUUCAGAACUAUAAUUGUAUGUUCAAAAUAGCAUAUUUAAGGGGUUUAAAGAUGCACUCUUACUUCCAAAUAAGAUGUACCAGAUGGUCAUCCUAUUAAAGGGGCACAAAAAAAAAAUGCAGUUUUAUUUAAUUUUUUUAAUUUUCAUGCUUGAAUAUGUUUGACUUCUGACUUUAAUGAUCAGAACAAAAAAGCAUAGGAUUCGUGUCGAGUUAAAAAACAUAGUAACCUUUAUAAAUGAGGUUUACAGUUAAUUGUAUUAUGUGGCCACAAAUUCCCCAGUCAAAAAAGCGCCAAAAUAUUGCAAAUAUUUUUUAUUGGUACACAAACCAUAUGUUUAGUUUUUGUUUUGAUCAUUAAUGUCAAAUGAGUUAAACAUGAUAAUGCUUUGAAAAAGUAUAAAAAUAUUGGAUUAACCUAUUUUGUGCCUCUUUUAAAUAUGCGCUCUUACUCCCAAAUAAGAUUUACCACAAUCAAUUAUUUUUUCAAUAUACCAAAAAGGAAGAAUAAAUGUUGAAAACAAUGAAGCAUACCAUGUUUUGUUUGAAAGAAAGGUGCAGCAAACACGUAUUUCUACCUUAUGAGACGAUAGAAGAUCUUUUAGCAUUCA
Mya arenaria is the source of this 5247-nucleotide messenger RNA. RefSeq names its product UMP-CMP kinase 2, mitochondrial-like. NCBI's taxonomy places the organism in Eukaryota, Metazoa, Mollusca, Bivalvia, Myida, Myidae. The record is from RefSeq and is a predicted model, not a curated record. The coding region runs from base 15 to 1439 and encodes 474 amino acids. Gene Ontology annotation, cellular component: cytoplasm; mitochondrion. The transcript has 5 exons. Gene Ontology annotation, biological process: dTTP biosynthetic process; dTDP biosynthetic process; dUDP biosynthetic process. Gene Ontology annotation, molecular function: dTMP kinase activity.